Molecule: messenger RNA, 330 nt
Organism: Didymodactylos carnosus
Lineage: Eukaryota; Metazoa; Rotifera; Eurotatoria; Philodinida; Philodinidae
Source: the annotation of a GenBank genome assembly
AUGGCCGAUGAGUUAAGCGAAAGUCAACUAGCCGAAAUGGAACAAGCAUUUUUCAGCAUUGAUAAAGAUAAUAGUACAGAAAUAUCUAUAGAAGAAUUGGAAAUAGUUAUGCAAAGUCUGGGUUUAAAUCCAACUGCAACUGAAUUACGACUGAUGAUUAGUGAAGUAGAUGCGGACGAUAGUGGUACAAUUGAUUUUCCAGAAUUUGUCACAAUGUUAGCGGUGAGAAUGAAAGAUACCGCGAAUGAACAUAGAAUUAAGGAAAUAUUUCAAUUAUUUGAUAAAGAUGAAGAUGGACAAAUAUCACAUAAUGAAUUGAAUGUAAAUUAG